This is a messenger RNA of Jaculus jaculus (lesser Egyptian jerboa), 4496 nucleotides long. RefSeq names its product zinc finger protein 551-like. Gene Ontology annotation, molecular function: DNA-binding transcription factor activity; RNA polymerase II cis-regulatory region sequence-specific DNA binding. The transcript is spliced from 4 exons. Gene Ontology annotation, biological process: regulation of transcription by RNA polymerase II. The coding region runs from base 41 to 2398 and encodes 785 amino acids. NCBI's taxonomy places the organism in Eukaryota, Metazoa, Chordata, Mammalia, Rodentia, Dipodidae. The record is from RefSeq and is a predicted model, not a curated record.
GACCGGCGGAGGCGGGCCGGGGCUCCUGGCAUUGACCGCCAUGCCCCGGUCUCCGCGCAGUGCCGAGGCGGUGGCUGCGCAGGGGCUUCGGGCCCAGAUUCCCAUGACCUCAGAAUCAGUCACCGAGCCUGUUCUGGAUGUGACCUUUGUGGAUGUGGCCAUUUUCUUCUCCCAGGAAGAGUGGGAGCUCCUGGAUGAGGCUCAGAAGCUCAUGUACUACAACGUAAUGCUGGAGAACUUUGCACUUGUGGCAUCCCUGGGUUCCUUCCCUGGAAAUGGGAAUGAGGAGUUAACUUCUGAACACAGCGUACCUAUCGAACAGAUGACUUCAAAGACAAGGUCAUGUACCCAGUCAACUUCUCUUUCUAAAAUGUCUCUCCUAGCCUUGGAAGAUAUUUUGCACCAGGCUGAACUCCAAAGCACAUCCUGUAUGCAGAAACUGUACUUGGAUGGUAUGGGUACAAGAGGCUUCCAUUUCAGCGUGGACCCUUGCCAACUCCAGAAGCCUUACAGUGGAGUGAAGCCCUUGGACAAAGAUGCUGACAGGGCCUCAUCUUUGUCAAGUUGCCAACUCCCUGUGUUGACAAAGCCCAUCAUCUUUGAGGAGAAUGGGAAGGACUUCCUAGGCACAGGGGACUUUCUUCAUCAGAAGGCCAUUGAUAAUGAUGAGCAGCCUCAUGGUAGCAGCAGCCAGUGUGGGGAAGUGCUUUAUAGUGGAGAAAAACUUUACAAGCACAGUGAAUGCAGGAAAGUUUCAAGCCCCGGGUGCACAAUUGUUCAGCAUCACAGUGCCUGUGCUGGAAAAGGACUUCAUGAGGGCAGCAAGUAUGAGAAGGCCUUCCCCCAUAAGUACACAGUUGAUCAGGACCAGGACAUUCACACUAGACUAAGGACAUAUGAGGGCAGUGAACAUGAGAAAUCCUUUAGCAAUAAGUGCCACCUCAUCGCACACGCGAGACUAUGCACAGGAGAAAGACCCUGUGAAUGUAGUGAAUGUGGGAAAGACUCUUCCCACAAAUCUGAACUUACUCCUCACCAGAGACAACAGAGUGGAGGAAUGUAUUAUGAAUGUGGGGAAUGUAAAAAAUUCUUUACCUACAAAUCCAACCUCAUUGAACACCAGAGAAUCCACACUGGAGAAAGGCCUUACCAAUGUGAUACCUGUGGGAAAUCAUUUAGACAAAGCUCUAGCCUCUUUAGACACCACAGAGUUCACACUGGAGAAAGGCCUUAUGAGUGCUGUGAAUGUGGGAAAGCCUUUAGACAAAUCUUCAACCUUGUUCGACACAGGAGUGUUCACACUGGAGAAAUGCCUUAUCAGUGCACGAACUGUGGAAAAUCCUUUAGCUUCAAAUCUGAACUCAUUGAGCACCAGCAAAUUCACAGUGGAGAAAGGUCUUAUGAGUGUAGUGAGUGUGGGAAAUGCUUCAGACAGUUCUCCAACUUCAUUCGACACAGGACUGUUCACACUGGUGAUAAGCCUUAUGAAUGCAGUGAAUGUGAGAAAUCCUUCAGUCGUAGAUUUAUCCUCAUUCAACACCAAAGAGUUCACACUGGAGAAAGGCCUCAUAGGUGUGGGGAAUGUGGCAAGUCUUUUAUCCGGAAGUCUGACCUCAUUCAACACCGGAGAAUUCAUACUGGCACAAGGCCUUAUGAAUGUGAAGAAUGUGGGAAAUCAUUUCGACAACGCUCUGGCCUCAUUCAACACCAGAGAGUUCAUACUGGAGAACGGCCUUAUGAGUGCAGUGUGUGUAGCAAAGCCUUUAGCCAAAGUGCUAGCCUUAUUCAGCACCAGCGAAUUCACACUGGAGAAAGACCUUAUGAGUGUAGUGAAUGUGGGAAGUCCUUUCGCCAAAGCUCUAGCCUAACUCAGCACCAGAGAGGUCACAGUGGAGAAAGGCCUUAUGAGUGUAGUGAAUGUGGGAAGUCCUUUAGCCAAAGCUCUAGCCUGAUUGACCACCAGAGAGGUCACACUGGAGAAAGGCCUUAUGAAUGUAAUGAAUGUGGGAAACUCUUUUCCCACAAAUAUGACCUCAGUCAGCAUCAACGGGUCCACACUGGAGAAAGACCUUAUGAAUGCAGUGAAUGUGAGAAAUCCUUUAGCCGCAAAUCCAAUCUCCUUCGGCACCAGAGAGUUCACACUGGAGAAAGACCUUAUGAGUGUAGUGAAUGUGGGAAGUCCUUUUGCCAGAGCUCUAGCCUAACUCAACACCAGAGAGGUCACACAGGAGAAAGCCCUUACAAGUGUAAUGAAUGUGGGAAGGUAUUUGCCUAUCGAUGUGACCUCAGCCAGCAUCAAAGGGUUCAUACCGGAGAAACUCUUUAUGAAUGCAGUAAAUGUGAGAAAGCCUUUAGCCGCAAAUCUAAUCUCAUUCGACACCAGAGUGUUCACACUUAGAAGGUGUUCAGUGUUGGAAAUAAGCUAUUUCAUAACUUGUUAACAUGGGUGGAAGUUGGUAGCCCUCUCUAAACUUAAAGAUGAUUGGUGUGAACUUCCAAAGUGGAGGUUCCUCAUUAGUUUCAGGCUUAUGGAAAAUUGUAAUGAGAUCCAAUGUCGAUUCUCCUGUUGCCUGGAGCCAUAGUCUGAUGUGACACUGACAAUUUCUGUAGUCACAGUGUAGGUUCACAUUGCCUGGACGAGGUUCCAUGCCAGUGUGCUCAGAGAAGUUCACCUCUCUACUCUUUGCCUCUGAUUCAUUUCCUUGUAUCUUCCUUUAAGAGCAUGAGUCUUACUCAGGUUUUGGUCCAGAAGACCCAGUGUGAGUUAUACUUUCUGACUUGCUACAAAGUACCUUGUUCAGGAGCAAUUUUGUUCUUAAAUCACACUUGUGAUGACUAUAUCUAGGUUUGAUUUUAUCAUCAUGCUGUCUAUUACUGAUUUUUUGUAAUGGUAGUUUUGUUUAUGCACUUUUUAAAAUACUUGAGAGGGAGAAAGAGAAUGAACAUGCUAGGACCUCUAGCCACUGCAAAUGAACACCAGAUGUAUGCACCACCUUGUGCAUCUGGCUUAUGUAGGUACUGGGGUAUCGAACCUGGGUCCUUAGGCUUCACAGACAAGCGUGUUAAGUGCUAAGCCAUCUCUAGCCCCGUUUAUGCACUUUUAAUGUGGCAGGUCCUCUUUAUGCUGUGGGGUAACAUAGACUAAUGAUGUCACCAUGAAGGGGAAAACCAAUUUUGCUUGGAGAUCCUUAACUUCAGAAGGGAUGGUAUGAUGGCAGGAACAGCUCUCUGUGCAGUGUUGGUCUAGGCUUUCACUGCCUCUUGCAGCCUCAGAGGUAAGAUUGCAGGGCUUUCUUUGUGUUACAACUUGUGGUCAGGUGCCAAGAUUUCUUUUUAAGGUCAGAGGUUCUGGUGAAGAGGGGAACCGUGGCAACCCCAGGUGUUCCUGUGAACCAUGUUAUUCACAGUCAGUUUACCACAAAGUAUCACUUAAUUCCCGGCCUCAUCAAAGGUAAUUUCUUCUGCAGGUCUUGGUAGUGGAGCUACUUGCUGUGACACACAGAACUGUGGAUUGUCAUUUGUAUUUGAGACAGGAAGUGGACUAAAAAUGGUAGUAAGUUAGAUGGACUGCACCUCUUUUAAAAGUUCAUUCCAGUAAUUCCAAUGACUUCAUGAGGUAAGCGAAUUCCAAGGAUAUUCAUAAUGGUUGCCUGCCAGUUUUUUUUUUUUUUUUCCCCCCAGAAAAGAUAAUGGAAAGGUUUUGUGGGUUCCUGGGCUGUUCCAGCACAGGACGAAGCUGUGCAGGCAGGACAAGAACGGAAAGCCGAGUCUAAAGCCCGUGCUGCAGUUGUGAGUCAGGGCGCUGGUUCUUGUUGACUGCGGGUAUUCACUACCACUGAAGCAAGGCUGUCCUCUUAGGGCAUGAGGACAGAAAUGGUAGAGGACGUCUCAGGUUAUAAACCUGGUUUUACUGAGGAAAGUAGGACAUUUAGGUGUAUUAUUUUGAGCUACUUUUCAAAGCUUAAUUUUAAGUAUAGUAUAACUGACAUUCAGCAAAAUAUACAGUGUGAUUCUAUGGCGUGUACCCGUUCUACCUACUCCACAAGCUGAGGCUGGAGAAUCGCUUGAGCCCAGGAGUUGGAGGCACACCUGAGCAACCCCAGCUCACAAAACAAACACAAAACCACUGCAAUUUAGUGUCUUUCAGUCGUCAUUACAGUCAUGAAAAUGAACUUACCAGUCAUGUGUAUAUUGACCUGGUGUCCUUCUAUAAUUUCACUUAUUUUCAGCCCUCUUGGUAAUUUUUGAUUUCUGUACAAGUUAGUUUGUAUUUUCUGGAUUGUAAAUCAUUGUUGUCAGAGUGUGUGUAUGCGUGCGCGUGCGCAUGCAAUUUGUACUUACUUUGAGAUUCAACAAUGAUGCUUAUUAAAAAAGUUCUAUUGUUGCCGAGUAGAAUUCUGUUCUAUGGCUGAACUAGUUAUGUGUUAACUUAUUGAAGGAUUUUGUUUUGUGUUAUUUAUAGGUGUUGCUUAUUACAAAUAAAGCUAUCGUAACUA